Ectocarpus sp. CCAP 1310/34 is the source of this 1108-nucleotide messenger RNA. The record is from the annotation of a GenBank genome assembly. NCBI's taxonomy places the organism in Eukaryota, Phaeophyceae, Ectocarpales, Ectocarpaceae.
AUACAGAAUAGUUCUGUGAGCACCCUCGCACAAUACAGAAUAGUUCUGUGAGGUCUUGUAAAAUGCCCCCGUGUGACGUCAGGUCCGCGAAGAGGGAAGUUGUACACAGACAGACCCAGACAGCAGCCACAUACACAAUACACAACACACACCAGACCCACAGAAGAUUGUUUGUGCGAAACCUCGAGAGGGAACAUGAGCGCUGUUGUUGCGGACCUCGACAACUCCUCCACGCCGCAAGACACAAACACAAACACGAAUGCCGGGGCGGGUGAAGGUGGCGGGGUUGAGACAAACGAAGGCACACCCGAGAGCAAUGAGCAGCAUGGCUCGAACGUGGUAGACGUUGCCGACACCAGCGCUGGAGGCGUGCCCGUACUCAGCCCGAAACCAGUCUACGGCAAGGGCGGAGUGGUAGCGGAGGUGGCUGACGAUAUCGCUGCCGCGGUGGAUGCUUUCACCGUGCCGAACGAUUUCGUGAGAAAGGGCUCCCGCGUCGACUCGUUCAUGUACUCGCUCGGAGUGUACGUGGAGCAGAGCGCAGGCGCCAAAUACUACUGCCUGGCUAGCGCAGAGUGUCGGAGGGGUAGGAAGGAAAUUCCGUGUCCACGGGGAGACCGCAGCAACGUCAACACGCACCUCAAGAGAAAGCACGGCAUGCAGGGGACCGAAGGAGCGAAGAAGGACGCCACCAGGAAGGAGGGGCAAGGAACCAUCAGGUCGGCGUUGGUCGCGAGCGCCAACUCGAGCCUCGGAAAGAACAUUCGCGAGCUCUUGUGCGCGAAAAUGGUCGUCGACAAGUUCCUCCCCUUCUCCUUCUUAUCUGCGAACUCGUGAAAGGAUGUGAUGGGCUUGGAGACCGCCGAUGACACACCGUAUCCGGCGCUUCCUAGCAGGCGCAUCAAGCACCUCCUGGUGGAGAUGUUCGUCGCCACCAAGAAGGCUGUGAUGGGGAACAUGUCGGAAGAGAUCAAGAAGGCACCUCUGCCCAUCGUUCACUACGGGGUCGACCUGUGGACGUGCAAGAAUUCUGGGAUGAAAUUCAUUGAUGUCCAAGCGUUCAGGCGCUGUACCGGACGGCAGAAGAGUUGGACACGCGGGAAGUACU